UCGAACAUUCGAUUGAAAAACUAUGAAUGUGUGUGUUUAGUGUAAAAAAAAAAUUUUAAUUCAACUUGUUGUCAGCCACCUGAAAUAGUCUACUGAUUUGAUUGAGAUUCAUCAUCAUCAUUAUUAUCAUCAUCAAAAAAAAAAAAAAUGUCAACAACAUAUGUAACAGAUGAAUCUGGUACAAAAUUCAUUGCCAGUUCACAAAGGCCAGAUGGUUCAUGGCGUAAAGCACGUCGUGUAAAAGAUGGUUAUGUACCACAAGAAGAAGUGCCAAUCUAUAUGGCCAAAGGUAAACGUGAACAACAACAACAACAACAUGAACAAAAAAGGCCUUCGAAACCAUUAUCGGCAGAUGCUCAGCCAUUUUAUCAUUUGCCUCGUAUCGAAAUGGAAAUGCGUACAGUAACCUUGGAACCAGAAGUAUUGACGCCAUUGAAUAAAACUUCCGGAUCAUCAUCAUCAUCAUCGAAAAUAUCAUCAAAAUCAUCAUCAUCAACAUUAAUGCAACAAUUUAAUAAUUUUGAUUUUGAUCAACAAUUGGAUCAAAAUAUUUACAAUACAUCAUUAUCAACAAAUACAUCAACAACAUUAUCUAAUGAAUGGAAAGUGGUCAAAUCAAAAAACUCAUUACAACAACAAUCAUCUAAAAAUGAUAAUAUCGUUGAUGGUAUAUCAUCUCAAAUAGCUCAACAACAACAACAACAACAACAACAGCAGAAACCAAUGGCUGUAAAUGAAUGUGGUCAACCAUUAGCCACUGAUCCAGUUAAACGGCUAAGAAAUUUGAAAAAGAAAUUGAAAGAGAUUGAAACAUUGAAACAAAAAAAUUUAGCAGAAUUAGAAAAAGAACAAUUACAAAAAAUACAAAGAUAUGAUGAAAUUGUUGGCCAAAUUGAACAAGUGACUAAAUUAUUGGAAGAACUUUGAAUAUAUAUGAACCAUCACAAUCCAUUUUAUGUAUUUCGUUGUUGAUGUCUUUGUUUUUAAUUCAUCAUCAAUCCAUCCAAAUUUUCAUCUCUUGUUUUGCGUAUAUAUAUAUAUAUAUGAUGGGUCAGCAUCAUUUUAUUUGUCCGGAUUGUUUGAUUUGUUUUUUUUUUUUGUUUAA
This is a messenger RNA of Dermatophagoides farinae (American house dust mite), 1105 nucleotides long. RefSeq lists its product as uncharacterized. Gene Ontology annotation, molecular function: RNA binding. Gene Ontology annotation, cellular component: cytoplasm; exon-exon junction complex. The record is from RefSeq and is a predicted model, not a curated record. Lineage: Eukaryota; Metazoa; Arthropoda; Arachnida; Sarcoptiformes; Pyroglyphidae. Gene Ontology annotation, biological process: exon-exon junction complex disassembly.